AUGGGAAUGCAGGAGAGCCGUCGAUCGUGUCUGUGCUGGAAAGCACGCCGCCUGUCGUCGCGUCAGUCCCGCUGGGCCUCCUCGGCUCGGCGCGUUCGACGGCCGCCGUCGCUCCUCCGCGCUUCCAUCCUCCUCCUCAGCUGCGUCGUCUCGCUCUCGCCACGUGGCUCGGCCUUAUUGGCAGGCAGCGCCCACUGGCGCAACGUUGAGACGCAGUCGCGCCAUUCCCCACAACCGUCGCAGCCCGCGCGGAGGGCUAGCGGGGAGGCGGAAGGGGGAAAUGCGGAAGGGAUGGGGACCGCCGCGUGGAGAUGGGGCGGGGGAGAUUAUGGCGGGGAAGCAAAUGGCGGAAAGGAUAUGGUUAGCCGCGGAGGGGAAGGGGAAAGGAUUGCUGCGGAGAGAGAUGUGCGCGGCAGAGAGGGGGAAGCACGGGCGGGCGAGCGGGUUGAGCGGGUGGGCAUGGGGAUAGGGAUGGGGUUGGGGGCGAGGGGGAGGGAUGGGGGGAAGAGCGGGGGAGCGCGAGGCAGUCGGGAAGGGGACGCGGCGACAAUGGCAUGGGGGGAGGCGGCAGCGUGGGGAGGGGUGAUGGUGCACCGCGCGCAGUGGCACUCCAGCAGACAGCGGAGGAGCGCGCAGGGGGACGGCGGGCAGGGGGGAAGCAGGCAGGCGGACGGCGGACGGAGGGAGGCGGAAAUGGCCAGCACGAACGGGGGCGCGGGCGCGGCGGAGACGACGUUUAGCGCGGGAGCUCCUGGCGUGACUGCGGGAGCGGAUGCAGCUGUGCCGAAUGGGGCGGAUGGGGCGGUGGAGGCGGAGAGGGGUGGGGCGCUCGCGCACCACUCUGUGUGGCGCUCCCAUGGCGGGGCGAGGGAUGCGGAAUGGGGCGGACGGGUGGCGGAAGCGGAGUGGAGUGAUGAGAAGGCAGGAGGGAGCGACGGAAAGGGGGGCGAUGAGUGGGCAGGUGUGUCUGCUGCUGCAAUGGCAGCGGGUGAGACGAGCGGCGCACACGCUGGUAGGGAAGGGGGUGGAGGAGAUGGUGGGAGGGAUGGUGUGCGGGCUGUGAUGGGGGAGAGAAGCGAGAAGAUAGGCCACGAGGAGAGAGCGAGGGGCGGGGAGGAAGCGAAGCUCGAGGAGAGAGUGGGGCAUGCGCAGGGAGGCGAGGGAGGCGAGCGGGGGAGAAGGGGCGUGCCACGCGCGUGGCACCAUGCGCUGCUGCACGGCCACCCGGCCAUACGCGCAUCUCCCCCUCCCCAUCCUUCUCCCCCUCCCUCUCCCCCUCCGCCUCCCCCGCUACUGCUUGCGCGCACAGCAAUGGGCAAGGGCGGUGGGCAUAUAGGGGGGAAAGAGGGCAUGGAAGGGGGAAUGGGCAGCCGCCCACACCAUGCGCGGCUGCACGCGCACGAGGUGGCGCAUGGGGCUCCCCCCGCCCCGUUGCUGGCGCUCACUGCCGCCGCCAGCGAGGGCGGCGGAGGGGGGAGCGCUGGCACACCGUUGCCCCAUGUUCCGUUGCCCCAUGCGCCCCUGCCCCAUGCGCCAGUGCACGAGCGUGCAUCCCCGGGUGAGGGUCCUCCUCUCCCCAUUGAACUCUCGGCUAUUGCUGAGGGUGACGACGGUGGGGGCUCGGGAAAAGAAGAAGGAGAGGCGGGGAAAGGGGAGGAAGUCGCUGGGCUGGUUGCAAGGCCAGGAGGGCAGGGGGGAAGAGGGGAGCGAGAUGGAGGAAGGGGAGUGGGUGGCGAGGGGAGGAGCAGUUGGUGGGUGCACCACGAGCAGAUGCAUCAUGAGCGGUUGCAGGGGGGUACGAGCAAGGAGGAUCAGCAGCAGCAGGCAGGGGAGGGGGUCAGUGCCGGUGAUGCAAUGGGUGAGGGUGGGGGGCGCACGGAAGGGGCGGGGCACGGGAGGUGGCACGUGCAUGGUGCAGUGGAGCGGAAUGGUAAUCACGGUGAUGCACCCAUGGGCGCUGGGCUGUACUUGCACCCCACUCCUCACACACAGCCGGUGCAGCCGAUGCAGCACAUGCAGCACAUGCAACACGCACAACACUCACAGCAGGAUCAUCCGCAGACGCAGCAGGAGCAGCAGGAGGCGAAGGGGCAGCAGGAGCAGGGCGGGGCGGGGGCUGGAGGGGUACAGGUGGCAGGGGAGAGCGACGAGGAGAGGCGAGAAGGCCAUCGCAGCACAUUCCACAUGAGUGAAGGCAGCGCGCAGCACAGGGAGGGUGCAGGCAGCCCUCAGCACAGGGAGGGUGAAGGCAGCGCGCAGCACAGGGAGGGUGAAGGCAGCGCGCAGCACAGGGAGGGUGAAGGCAGCGCGCAGCAGGGAAGGGGCAGCACUGUGGUCGGAGGUGGCAGCGAGGCGUGGGCCACAGAGUUUGUUGGUGGGAGGGAGGAGAGGCGAGGUGAAGGGAGGGGAAGUGGGGGAGUGCACGGAGAGGGGUUGCAGUGGGAGGUGGCGCUGGGCGGAAGGCAGGAGGUGGGGGUAGUUCAGACUGGGGCUGUGAGUGGGGAUGAAGAAGCAGGUUGGACCGUGCAUGGCGUGCAGCAGCACCGACCAGCGUUGCACACGCGGCCAACGGUGCUUCGUCAGGGCGUGGAGAUGCACCGCGUGCAUGGUGAGAUGUCGCGGAAGGGGGAGGCGUGGGAGGAGAGGGCGGAGGCGGCAGCAGAACCAAUGGCAAUGGCUGAAGGCGGGGGUGAAGACACAAGGUGGAUUCGUCAAGGCGGGCAACAGCACCAUCCAGCGCUGCACACACGGCCAAUGGUGCUGCGGCAGGGCAUGGAGGGGCAUAGCGGGGCGGAGCGGGCAGCAGAGGCAUUGGUUGGGGAUGGGGAUGAAGACAUGAGUUGGAUUGUGCUAGGCGGGCAGCAGCACCGACCAGCGCUGCACACACGGCCAACGGUGCUAAAGCAGGGAGUGGAGGGGCAUAGAGGGGCAGAGGGUGCAUGGGCAGAGAGUGGAAGGAUGGGGAAUGUGGCAGAGGGGACGGCUGGGCAUGGGGAUGUGGGCGAAGGUGCUGUGAAGCUUCAGAGAGAGCAUCACAGGCCGACACUCCACGGGGGACUGAUGGCACAGCGGCAUGGGGAGGAGAUUGCACACAGCGGGGCGGAGGGGGCAGCGUGGAGGCAAGGCGAGGCCGGCAAGCAGGGAGGCGAGGACGCAUGGGAGGCAGCGGGUGAGGGAGAAGUGGGCGUUAGGGGCGGAGGGCGAGAAGCCGAGAGGAUUGGGCAAGGGGGGCGUGAGGCCCACAGGGAGCGCGUGGGUGGGCGCGGGGAGGCAGCAGAGGAGGCUGUGGUGGCGCGGGUAGGGGAGCCGGGGGAGGUGGCUGGUGGGGGGAGAGUGCAGGACAGCCCGGAUGGGUUGAGCAGUGGCGGUGAAAGCAGGCAAUUCGGGGCCGAUGGCGGGCAGGGGACGACAGCACACCGCAGCGCUUGGCACUCGCAGCAUACAGGGGAUGGCGAGAGGCUUGGGAGGGCAGAGACGAGCGGGAGGGCAGAGAGGGGUAGGGAGGAGCAGGGGCAGUGGGAGGGGAUGGGGAUGCAGGCAGAGCAGAGUGACAUGCGGCUUGAGGUGGGAGGGGGGAAGACGGGGGCGAUGGGACAGGGGCAGUGGCAGUGGCAGCAAGAGGAUGGGGGAGCUGACCUGCUGACGCCACACCAUGUCGACCCCUCAGGCACGCUGGAUAACUGGAACCCAAAGGACCCCACCCCCUGCUCCUGGACGGGCGUGCAAUGCAACCCCUUCUCACAGCAGGUGGUUGGUCUAGACCUCUCAGCAGCGUCACUUCUCGGCGACCUGGCCUUCCAGGACCCGCCUCUAGGAGCGCUCACAUCGCUGCAGCGCCUGCAGCUGGCGGACAACCUCUUCUCCGGCUCCAUCCCCGACUCGCUGUCUUCUAUCCGCAGCUUACAGGUGCUAGAGCUAGCCAACAAUGACUUGGACGGCAUCAUCCCGCCAACGCUCUUCUCCAACCUGCCCAUGCUCGCCACCGUUGACCUCAGUGACAACACCCUCUCAGGCCCUCUGCCCCAGGACGUGGCAGCCAUGCAGUCGCUGCUCUCGCUGGACGUCAGUGGUAACCGCCUUGAGGGGCCGCUACCGGACAAUCUGUCGCAGCUGCGGCAGGUGUCUCAGCUGGUGCUGGAUGGCAACAAGGGGCUAAGUGGGUCGUUGAGUCCUGCCGUACUGGGGUCCCUUCCUUCGCUGCAGGUGAUCUCAGCUCGAGGCUGCAGCUUCAGCGGCUUCCUGCCGCCCGCUCUCGGCUACGCGCCGCGCCUGCAAUCAUUGGAUCUGGGCGGCAACCAGCUGGCGGGCGGCAUCCCGCCCACGUGGGGGCAGAUGGGCAGCUUGACCUCGCUGGUGAUGGACGGCAACCAGCUGUCUGAAAGCAUCCCCUCCGCCCUCAACGGCCUCUCUGCUCUUCAGAGGCUGGACGUGAGCAGCAACGGGCUCAGCGGCACCAUCCCAACCCUCAAUGGGCUCACCGCGCUCACCGCUCUCAACCUCUCUGCAAACCAGCUCUCAGGACCCAUCCCCACCGAUGGCGUUCUAGGAAGCUUUCCGCCUUCUUCCUUUGCCGGCAACCCUGGCCUCUGCACUGGGAACUGCGCCUCUCCCCCUGCUGUCCGCCCUCCCCCUACCAUUGCUCCCCCUAUCUUCCCCCCGCCGACUCUCUUCCCCCUGCCCGUCCCCAUGGCCCCUCUCCCCCCGCUCUCCCCUCCCCCACCCCCUUAUGUUGAGCCUCCGCCCUACAGUCCUCCCAUUCCGCCCCCAAUUCGCUCCCCCCCACCUGCUCCUCGCCCCCCUCCCCUCUCACCCCGACCUCCUCCCCGCUCCCCCCCCCGUUCUCCCCCACUACCCCCUCCCCUGCGCCCUCCCCCCGCUCCCCCCAAGCCACCCUCCUUGAGGCCCCCUCCUGUUCCCCCCACUCUCCCGCCCUUCCCGCCCCCCUCCUCCCCCAAACCGCCCCCUCCUCUCUUGAAGCCGCCCUCCCCUCCUCGCUCACCUCCCCCCCGCCCCCCUCCCAUUCCGCCCCGUUUGCCCCCUCCCGUUCCCCCUCCCGUACCCCCUCCUGUUCCUCCACCCAGCCCCCCUCUUUCUCCCCCUCGCCCCCCUCCGCUCCCCCCUCCUCUCCCCCCUCCGCGUCCCCCGCCCCGCCCCCCUCCUCACCCCCCUCCUCUCCCUCCGCCCCCCUCGCCUCCCCCAUCCCCCCCACCUCUCCCCCCACCAAGUCCCCCAAGUCCCCCUCCCCGUCCCCCCCCUUCUCCCCCGCCCUCCCCUCCCCCCCCAAGCCCACCACCAUCCCAACCCCCCCCAUCCCCUCCGCCUUCCCCCCCUCCCUCCCCUCCUCCAUCCCCCCCCCCACCAUCCCCCCCAUCACCCCCACCCCCAUCCCCACCUCCUCUCCCCCCAUCCCCUCCCCCGCCACCAUCACCCCCUCCAUCCCCCCCAUCCCCCCCAUCCCCCCCUCCGCCUCCCCCAUCACCCCCGUCCCCCCCAUCCAUCUUCGCCCCCCCCCAGCUGCUCAACCGCAUGGUGCUGCCAUCCAACACCACCAAGCCCAUGCCAGUGAGUGCCAUAUUCGCCUUCUCCCUCUCAGCGGUGCUCGGCGCGCUGCUCAUGGGCGUCUGUUUCACCAUCAACCAGCCCUACUCCUCCUCUGCCCAAUCGCGCGCGUGGGCAGCAGCAGGGGCAGGGGGCGGGGGUGGGGGCGGGGGAGGGGGCGGAGGGGUGCUGGGGGGUUUUUUAGGGGGAGGCGGGGGGGAGGGAGGGGGGGCUAAGAUGGGGAUACUGGGGGCGGCAGGGGGGGCGAUGGCAGGGGCGGCAGCAGGGAUAGCGGGCGGCAGGCAUUCGUCAGCAUCCCAGCAGCUUGUCACAAUGUUUAACGGGCAGACAAUGCAUGUGGACGACCUCCGGGCAGCCACGGAAAAUUUCGGGCCCGGGCAGAUGAUGGUGGGCGGGGCGGGCCCGAGCGGGGCAGUGUCGUUUCUGGCUGAGAUGGCGGACGGGGCGGCGGUUUUUGUCGCGAAGCAGCUGCCGCCCCUGCCGGGGGGAGAUGCCGUCAACUUUGUGUUUGAGGUGAGUCUGGGGGGGGGGGAGAAGGGGAGAGGGAGAGGCAUGGUAGCGUGGGGGGGGGGGGGAGGGGGGGAGGAGGGGUUUGUGAGGGGAGGAGGGGUUUGUGAGGGGAGAGGAGGAGGAAGAGGGCACGAGGCACGCCUGCUAUCAGCAGUGCGGCACGACAACAUUCUGCCGGUGGUGGGGUGCUGGGAGGGCGCAGGCGGGUCAGGCGAGCCCAUGAGGGUGCUGCUGUACGACUACAUGCCCAACGGUGACCUGCGGGAAUUCCUUUACGAUGAGCUGGCGUCACGCAAGUCGCUGCAGUGGCCGGUGCGCUUCCGGGUGGCCAUGGGGGUGGCACGCGGCCUCGCCUUCCUGCACAGCGGGGCGGGCGGCGCGGGCGGCAUGGGCGGCGGGCCGAUGGCGCAUGGGGCGGUGCACCCGGGGAACGUGCUGCUGGACGGCCGCAUGGAGCCAAAACUUGCCGACAUGGGCGUGGCUCGGAUUGCAUUUGAUACGGAUGAUGUGCAAGUGGCCGAUGAGAUCAUGGGGUACACGCCGCCCGAAUAUUCAGCGGGCCCCACCCCCCCAACGCCUGCCGGCGACGUGUACAGCUUCGGCGUGGUCCUUCUCGAGCUGCUCACAGCGCGCCCGCCAGUGGACCCGGCCUUCACAGACAACGGCACGGGCGACCUCAUAGGGUGGGUGCGGGCGACCAUACAGGCGGGGCAGCCGGGGGAGGCGCUGGAUCCGCGCAUGGCGGACGCGGCGGAGAGUGGCGACGAGAUGCUGCAGUUCCUCAAGGUGGCGCUGGUGUGCGUGGCAGAGGAUGGGGAUGAGCGGCCGAUGAUGCGCGAGGUGGUGGAGAUGAUGGUCAGGGCGAGGGAGACCGCGGCGAAGAUCCGAGAGAACCCUCAGAUCAGGGACUUGCUGGACACCCGCACUCACCCACAACAGCACCCGCACUCACCCACAGCAGCCGCACUCACCCACAGCAGCAGCAGCACGAUGUCUUCAGGAAGGCCCUGCAGCGACGAGACGUGGUGGAUGUUUGCCACUAUCGAAUCAGUGCAUAACGAGAACAGCCUGGGCGGGGAGGAGCAAGCGGAGGAGGCAGAGGAGGAGGAGGAGGAUAACGACGAUAGCGCGGAUGGUGCUGGUCGGACUGCCUCAGACCCCAUGUGCCCCGCUCGUGCUGACUCUCGUGCCACGGCUGCUGAUGGGGGCAUAGGCUCACCGCCUGCUGCUGUUGAUGGCCCUCCUAGGCUCACCACUCGCUCUUCGAUUGAGUCACCUCUGCUUAGAAUCACACUGAACCCGCCAUUUCUCGUCCACAGCCCUCCCCCCCACCUUCCCCAUUCUGCUCCUCUCACCGACCUCCUCAACCAGCGAUCCCCACGGCGUCACUAUCGCUCGCUUCGCGCUGCUCCCCCGCCCCCUUGCGCCACCUCCGCUUCCGCCACUACCAGCGCUGUAGUUUCCGCCCCGCCUUGCGCUCAUCCUGCUCUCGCCAUCGCCAUCGUCCGGUGCUCCUGCCGGUGCAUCCCCGCCCCUGAUGCUGCUGCGGCUGCUGCUGCUGCUGCUGCUGCUGCUGCUGCUGCUGCUGCCGUCGCCGUUACCUGCAGGGGUGGCGGCGCUACCCGCCGCUCCGCGCAUCAGCGACGGCUGCGCGCGGCGGUCCCCCUCGUCACCGCGCCCGUUGCGCUCUGCCGCUCCCAGGGGUUCAGCGGCGAGGGCGUAUUCGCGAAGCGAGAAAAGAAACAACAGAAAAAGCGGCCGAAUCAAGCGCAGCAGCAAGAACAACAGGAGGAGGAGAAGGAGAAGUUACCGAGUAACCACGUGCAGCUGUUCGAUCAGGAGGAGCAGGAGGGCGGCGGAACGGAGCAAGAGAGCGGCGCAGCAGCCACGCGGCCAUUCGUGUACGUGUACGACCUGGGGAAGCAGCUGACGUCCAAAGUGCUGAAGCUGGAGCUGGAGUGGUACUCGGAGCAGUACGAUUUAGAGAAGCACUUAACGGAGAUGCUUAUGAGGCGUACAGACAACCCCGUGCGCACCAUGGACCCCGAGCAGGCGUCGCUGUUCUUCGUGCCCUUCUACGUGUCGCGCUACCUCUUCUCCUUCUUCCAUAACGACAAGAAGAACAUGCGGCAAUGCAUCGAGAAGAGCUCACGGGCAUGGACGAAAGUCCUGAAAGCCGUCCGCACCACCUUCCCCUACUUCAACCGCACCAACGGCCGAGAUCACUUUGGCAUCCUGACGCUCGAUCACGGCCGUUGCCACUCGCUCACGUUUGUGGAUCCACGGCUGGUGGGCGAGAUGUUCUUUGUCACGUACAAUGGAGACAAGCUCGUGCGCAGUGACCAUGCUGCUAACGAUCCCAGCAUGCAGCUCCUAUCAUACCAGUACGGCGCACCAGCAGACCCCACCAUCCCCUCCAUCCCAUGCUACAUGGCGGACAGAGACAUCCCCGUGCCCGUGAUCGUGCGCGCCCAGGUGCCGUUCGUGUCUCCCUUUGCCACGCUGCGCAAGUGGACGGCUAUUUUCCGCUUCGUGGCGUCGCCCCACAAGCACGUGCUUCUGGACGUGCGAGCAUGA
Molecule: messenger RNA, 8646 nt
Organism: Closterium sp. Naga37s-1
Lineage: Eukaryota; Viridiplantae; Streptophyta; Zygnematophyceae; Desmidiales; Closteriaceae
Source: the annotation of a GenBank genome assembly